AUGUCUUAUUUUAUCAGUAGUAUAUUAACACAUACUUCCAUCCAAGAGGAAUGCAUCCAUCUAUCUGAUCUAUCUAUUAUCUAUCUAUCUAUCUCAGUCAGUCUUUUCAUUAUCUAUCUAUCUAUCUAUCUAUCUAUCUAUCUAUCUAUCUAUCUAUCUAUCUAUCACAGCCUCUUUAUUAUCUAUCUUUCUAUAUAUCUCAGUCUUUUCAUUAUCUAUCUCAGCCUCUUUACUAUCUAUCUAUCUAUCUAUCUAUCUAUCUAUCUAUCUAUCUAUCUAUCUAUCUCAGUCUCUUCAUUAUCUAUCUAUCUAUCUAUCUAUCUAUCUAUCUAUCUAUCUAUCUAUCUAUCUGGAUCUAAAUACACUUACUUACUCUUGAAAUAUCUCUCAUUCUGUUCUUAUCUAUCUAUCUAUCUAUCUAUCUAUCUCAGACUGUUUAUGCCUUCAUCUGGCUUAUUUUAUUUAACACACUUAACAUCUUUUUUCAAGUGCUUUUUGCCAAAAGAGAAUUACCUGCUCUCCCUGAUCUUUGAUGUCGACAUUUUCAUGUGCCUCUGGCCUUAUUUCUUCCAGGGAGGUGGUGUCUGCAGUUCAGUUUAUUUUUGCUUUCGUUUUCCUAUCUCCAAAACGAGAGUAGACAAGAUUCAUGAUCUCCAGAAACAGAGAUAA
Acanthosepion pharaonis is the source of this 669-nucleotide messenger RNA. The record is from the annotation of a GenBank genome assembly. Lineage: Eukaryota; Metazoa; Mollusca; Cephalopoda; Sepiida; Sepiidae.